AGAUCAGCCUGGCCAGAGUGACACAACUCUUCCUUCCCCAGCACAGACGACAGAUCGCAAUCAGCCUAGCAAGUCCACAGCAGCUUCCACUCCCAGGUCGUCUUUAAAAAGAUAGGAUUGGUUUCUUUUUGUAUGUACCCUAACUGGGGAUUAAACCUGCAACCUUGGAACAUUGGAACAACAUUAUAACCAACUGAGCUAACCGACCAGGACCUGACAACACAAUUUAAUGACAACAUCUUAUUUUAUUGUUCAAGAAAGAAGUAAUCUUGUGGCUACAGGAAAACAAUGUUCUUAUGGGUGUUAGCCCUCCUAGUCCUUUGUGGUUUUCUAUGGAACUAUGCUGGUAAAAGACAACCAGAGAUUGCAGACAUCGCUGAUAAGUACAUUUUCAUUACUGGCUGUGACUCGGGCUUUGGAAACUUGGCGGCCAGGACUUUUGAUAAGAAAGGAUUUCGCGUGAUUGCUGCCUGCCUGACUGACGCGGGAUCAACAGCGUUAAAGGCGGAAACCUCCGAGAGGCUUCACACUGUGCUUCUGGACGUGACUGACCCAGAGAAUGUCAAGAGGACUGCCCAGUGGGUGAAAGACCACGUUGGGGAAAAAGGUCUCUGGGGGCUGGUCAAUAAUGCUGGUGUUCUCGGUGUGCUGGCUCCAACCGACUGGCUGACGGUGAAGGACUACAGAGAACCCGUAGAAGUGAAUCUGUUCGGACUCAUCGACGUGACCUUAAAUAUGCUUCCCUUGGUCAAAAAAGCUCGAGGGAGGGUUAUCAAUGUCUCCAGCAUUGGGGGCCGUCUUGCAUUUGGUGGAGGAGGCUAUACACCAUCCAAAUACGCAGUAGAAGCCUUCAAUGACAGCUUAAGACGGGACAUGAAAGCUUUUGGUGUGCAUGUCUGUUGCAUCGAACCUGGAUUAUUCAAAACAGGAUUAUCAGAUCCAGUAAAGGCUGCUGAGAAGAAAUUUGCCAUUUGGAAGGACCUGUCUCCAGAUAUCAAACACCAAUACGGAGAAGGUUACAUUGAAAAAUGUAUGGACAAGCUGAGGGGCACUGUAUCCUUUGUGAACAUGGACCUCUCCCUGGUGGUGGAGUGCAUGGACCAUGCUCUCACAAGUCUCUUCCCUAAGACCCGUUAUGCUGCUGGAAAAGAUGCCAAGACUUUCUGGAUACCUCUGUCUCACAUGCCAACAGUGUUGCAAGACUUUUUAUUGUUGAAACAGAAAGUAGAGCUGGCUAAUCCCAAGGCAGUGUGACUCAGCUAACCACAAAUGUCUGCUGCGGGCUAUGAAUUUGGCUGAUAUCAAGGACAUAUCUCCUUUUUAAUUUUAUUCCUUACCUAAUCCAACCUGGACUCAUUUAGAUCAUGCUUCUUUUGAUAAAUGAAGAGAUCCCACCAACCCUGGUGCUAUCCCAGAGUCUCUUCUCAAGCCUUCCUUGAAAAGAAGGGCAGGAAUGGUACCUGCCCAAUAUUUAGGCUUUGCCUGCUUGGUCUGAUGUAAGAAAAAUGUAAAGGUUUCCCCAUCCAAAAUGAUCUCUACCACUGCUUAACCCAUACUCCCCACCCCCAUUCCUGAAUGUUUAAUAUAUGUCCCUUAUCAAAAUGUUCAGAGAUAAGUAGACUACUUUUGUAAGUGGAUUAGAUGUGUUCUGUUAUCUUACUGAGAAUAAGACUCUGAAGGACUGGAACUCCAUUCUGUGAGCUUUGAUGGGGCAGGAGAAGAAGGGUUAUGAAGUGUUAUGUGACUGGUAUAAGCUAAAGGGCAGUAGACAAACACUAGGGAGGACUGGAAGUAGGAGGGAAGGGAAAGGAAUAGAGGACUGAAAACAGAAAUGGGUAUAAAAGUGGAGGCAGGGAGAUUCCAAGGCAAGCCUUCCUAUCCUAGAGGGGACUAGGGAGGAUGAACAGCCCAUUCGAGACCACCGUGAGCACCGAGGCACAAACAACUGUCUGGUAGAGAAGUGGUAACAACAGAGUAACCAACCAUUCCAAAAGAACAAAAAUGUAGGAAAUAGUUAUGUUUAUUCUGGUGAUUGCAAAUAGAACAAGACUAAAAAUACCUGAUGUAAUUUACACCUGGGGUGGUUGGAAAUCUACAUUUGAAUGGUCUCUGAAGCCCCAUGAAGAUACAGAACUAAAUUAAUGACUCUUUUUAUAGUUACAGUGUGAGCUGCUCUGCUCCUUGCUCAUAUUUAUGGUUCCAAAUUGGAUUGACCCUAGGCCCACUCACCAUCCAAAAAAAUGGUUCUCUAAUGGAUGCUUCCCCAGAUUCUAAUAUCCAUAUCACUCACAAAGUUUUGCUGACAUUUACAUAAAACGCAUGAAAUGUCAGAAUUCAACAUUUGUUGCAGAAUCAUAUAGGGUGAAAGAGCCAGAGAAAUUAUCACACACACACACACACACACACACACACCACUUAUUAUGAAGAGAAUAUUUAAAUCUGCAGCUUAAAAUCAUGUCCAUUUAAAUAUAUCAGCAAUUCUAUCUCUUUUCAUUUACCUUUCUGGAAACAUCUGCCUAUGAGGCAAUGUCCUCCUUUCAAGUGUACAACAUAUCUAUGACUUUGAAAAAUCAAAUUACCAAUGGUAUCAGCCCACCUGGAUACAUAUGUCAUGAUUUUGAAGGAAGAUACAUAUACUCAUCAUUUUUGCAUGAAAAUGAAGAAAAACACAGCAAGAUCAGGUAGAAGAAUUCUCAGGCAAAGUUAGCUAAACUAUUGUCACUACCUACCUGUGAAGUCAUCCCCAGCUUGGCCCUGGCCCUAAAGACAGUUCAUCUGUUUAUCUCUAAUUUCUUCUGGUUACAUUAACCACCAAUCAACCCUCACUCGAUUUGUCCUUGGAACUGAAGUUCAUUAAUGUUGUUUGCCGGGGCUCUUUCUUCUCACCUUGAAUUCCCAGACCUUGGCUUUUUACUGCUUUAAAAUUUUACUUUCAUUUUACUGCUUUAAAAAUGUCUGGCCUGCUGCUCUCUGACCUUCCAGGGCUCCAGGAAGACUUUCAGAACCUGAAAGAACCUCCUUUGCUGAAUUUCAACCAUUCUAGUCCUGUUUGGGGGCCUACCUAAUAGUAUGAUAUCCUUUGUUCUGCCUAGACCUGCUUUCUUUGCUCAUUUCUCCCAGUAGUUACAAUUGGUAACUCCCUGUUUCAUCUAACCAAAGAAAAGUCCUACUUAAAUGAAAGCUUCCAAAUAUGAUAGCACCUCAAAAUAAAACCAAAUAUUCUCACCCAACAGCUUUCAAAGCUUUUAAAACUAAAUGAAAAGGUGGAUGUUUGGAGUAUAAAGGCAUAAGUCUCAACAGAAGCACAAGACCAGAGAGGGUGGUGAUAGGAACAUCGGAAAGCCGCUGCACCAGGAGUCUGAGGUGUGAGUUCCUACAUCUUGCCAUGGCUUGUGUUCUUCUUUGUGCUCUUGGGAAAAUUAUUUUUAUCUAUAAUAUUUUUGGAGACAUAUGUGCUGGGAAUUCUUCUAAGCACUGGCCUGCAGUAUGGAACACAGUGGAUAUGGUCCCUUUCUUCACAGAACUUACUAUCAUCCAAAAACUGGAAGCCACUACUCAGGAUGCCUUGGAGGAGCUUCUCCAGGAAUCUAUGACCAAGAUGAAUGCAGAUGCUGUCUUCUACCACCUCUAGCCUGGGGGAAUCCCUCCUCAUUUAUUUUGGAGGAACCUGGAAAAUCUCUUGGACUUUCAUUCUGAUCUGAUCUAAAAAUGCACCAGUGUCCUGUAUGUGGACACCCACAAUGUAAACAGAUCUGAAGUCUCUAGCUCCUUUACCCCAAAUACACUUUCCCAGUCCAGCACCAACUACUGUUAAUUUUGUCUCCUAAGGAAAUCUCAAGUCCCUCUACUUCUCAUCACCUUCAGUGCAAUCAUCUGUUCAAGCUUCCGUCAUCUCUUACCUCAAUGUAGCAUAUUCAUCCCUGUGUACCUUCAGUGAUUUUCCCUCACAGUCAGAAUUGUUCAAAAUUGAAAUCUGAUCGUUCUACUCUUCUCCUUGCCACCACUUUCUGAAACCCUCCAAUGUGUUCCCAUUGCACUUUGGCUAAAGACUAAAAUGCAUAAUAUGCACUACCUUGCCCUGGCACUCCUCACAAACCUCAUUUUAGGCUGUUGUCCUCAUUUUGCCACCUCAGGGUCUGUGCCCAUGAUCCUCCCUGGAAUGUUCCAAUUUUACCUGCUUGUCUAGUUUCCUCCUCCUACAGAUCUCAUCUUCUUCCUUGGAGAAGCCCAUACAAUUCCAAAUUCUGACCACCACCUUCUCAUCCCAGCUAGGUUCCCAUCUUAUGCAUUCCACUGUGUCCUGUAAUUUACACUUACCAACUCUGUAAUUAUUUGUGUGAUUAGUUAGUUUAUAUUAGUCUCCCGUAUCAGAUGUUAAGUUCCACGAAAUCAGGAACCAUGGUGUUUGCUUAUUUUUGUAUUCCCUUUCAUAGUACAUUUGGCACAUAGACCUGUGUCCAAUAAAUAUUUGUUGAAUGCAUUCAGAAAUCAGCAUCUAUCAGCCUUUCUGACGAAGGGGCAAUCUAUCACUUAAGGUCAAGCUUGCCACCCUCAUUAGUUGUGCCAUCAAUGUGUCAGUUCAUUUAAAAUCCUGAAGCUUCCUUAAGCCUUUGAGUGCUUCUACAGGGACUCCUUACCUAUGGUUCCUCAGAGACUCUUCAGUGUUGCCAUAGUGAUUUCUCAUGACCUGCUAGUCCAGAAACACUGCGGCGGAGCCUCCCUCCAUGGUGAGCCGUCUGGGACCCAGUGGUCACAAAACAAAGGGCUUCAGGGAUCAUUGUAUCCAUUUCUCUGUCUGUGGACAGGACAUGGCCAAGCCAUCCAGGCUGAAGAAAAUCUCUUCAAUUUAAAGUCUCCCCAGAAACUCCAUAACUUCUUUGGCAACCCAGCCCAUAUUUAAUGAGGAGAACUUGUAAGAAAAGUGAUCAAUUUGGGAUCUUUUCCAUACUAUUAAUCUCAAUGAUUCUCAAGAGCAUGAGAGAUUAUAGUCUCAUCGGUAGAGGAACUAGCUAAAUAUUCUCAAAAUGAAAAGCUUUUUAAUAUCUAUAAAUCAAUUGUGACAACUUAAAUGCAGCCACAAUUUAUGAGGAUGAGGGAGGGGAGAAGGGAGGAAGGAAGGGAAGGAAGGUAAAAUUAGACAGUGGGUUUUAAAAGCCAAAAUGCUUUCUUAAACUUCAUUCAGGGUGUGGAGCCAUCCUAAAGGAACAACUCUGAAAUUCUGAGUGUUGAAAGCAUAAGACAAGCCUCCUGGCCAGUGAUCCCCCGUCAGCUUCUGCAUGCUCUUGGACCUUUGAGAAAAAUGAUAACCAGGGUAUAUAGACACUUCUCAUUUUCCUACUCACUUUCCACCUCCUGCUGCUAACACCCUUUUAACAAAUCGGGCGUUUCUUCAUGAGCAGAAAUGUAAACAGCUAUCUCCAUACUUUACAAAUUGCAACGUAUAUUCUGAAUGAAAUAAAUAAAAGUGUCUGGUCAGAAACUC
Myotis myotis is the source of this 5482-nucleotide messenger RNA. It is a transcript of the gene DHRS9, whose product is annotated as dehydrogenase/reductase 9. The transcript is spliced from 6 exons. The record is from RefSeq and is a predicted model, not a curated record. The coding region runs from base 289 to 1254 and encodes 321 amino acids. Lineage: Eukaryota; Metazoa; Chordata; Mammalia; Chiroptera; Vespertilionidae.